UCCGCCCCCCUCUCUCCUAUCUAUUUUCUGCUUCUUGACUUUGACCCGUACCAGCCUUCAGCGACACGAGCCCCCGACAAUCGCCCGCCGAAUUCCAGAUCAAGGGUAUCACCUCCACCCCCAGUUACUGAGCGGAGCCGCUCCUGGCGCUUGAUUACUGGAUACGGGUGUGGUGCAGUUAGGGGCGCCAAAUAAAUUGAAUCAUCAAUUCGAUAAGAGUACAUAAAAGGGCCAAUGCAUUUGAAUACUGAGAAGAAGCCAACAGUGCAAUGGCAGAGGGUGUUGUCGGCAUCCUUAUUCUGAAACUUGGUUCAGCCUUGGUUUUAGAGGCUUGCAGGCUUGGCACAAAACAGCUCUACCAUGAAGCUUCAGCCCUUGGCAGGCUCUUUGGUGAGAUCCGUGAUAUCAAGGAGGAAUUGGAGAGCAUGCAAUCUUUCCUACAAGGAGCUGAGAGAUUCAAAGAUACUGACAACAACACUGCCAACUUUAUCAAGAAGAUCCGUGGCCUUGCUUUUGACAUUGAGGAUGUUAUCGAUGAGUUUAUCUACAAGAUGGAGGACAAGCAUGGUAGUUUUGCUGCAAAGAUGAAGCGCCGGAUCAAUCAUAUUUGGACAUGGCGGCGUCUCACGUCCAAAUUGCAAGAGAUCAAACUGAAACUAGAGAACGUUGAUAAGAGAAAUGUUCGAUAUGACAUGAGAGGAAUUGCUAGAGAAGAUGGAAGCAGUGAUACUCAUUAUAGAUCUACCGAUCAUAUUUCUUACUUCCCCAAAGAGGAACAUCUUGUGGGCAUUGAUGAAAACAAGGAGUUGUUGAUGAAUUGGCUAAGGAGUGAUCUACAACAGCAAAGUGUAAUUACAACAGUAUGGGGGAUGGGGGGAGUUGGCAAGACCACUUUGGUUGCCCAUGUUUACAACACUGUGAAGGUAGAUUUCGACAGUACUGCAUGGAUAACUGUUUCAAAAGCUUACCAAAUGGAGGACUUACUGAAGCAGAUCAUUAGGGGAUUUCAGAAAAGUGAUUUGAAGGGUGAACUUCGUGUUGACAUUAUUGACAUGGAAAAGAGAAACCUAGUUGAGAUCAUCCGUGAUUAUUUGCGUGGUAAAAGGUAUCUUUUAGUGCUAGAUGACGUCUGGGGCAUUGACAUCUGGUUCAAGAUAAGUGAUGCUUUUCCUACCAAUAGCACUAGCAGGUUUAUUAUCACAUCGAGGAUACAUGAAGUAGCAUUGCUGGCUAAUGGAAAUUGCAUAAUUGAGUUGAAGCCACUAGAGGCACACCAUUCAUGGGAGUUAUUUUGUAAAGAGGCUUUCUGGAAAAAUGAAAACAAAAUGUGUCCGCUGGAACUUAAUAAUUUGGCACAAAGAUUUGUUGAUAAGUGUAAUGGGCUCCCCAUUGCCAUUGCAUGCAUAGGCCGUCUUUUGUCUUGCAGAAGCCCAACCUACUCUGAUUGGGAAAGCUUGUACAAGGAACUAGAGUUGCAGAUGACAAAUAAUGUGAUUCUUAAUGUUAAUGUUGUUCUAAAGGUUAGUUUGGAGGAUCUUCCAUAUAUUUUAAAGAACUGUUUUUUGCACUGUACAAUAUUUCCUGAGGAUUAUUUGAUCAAAAGGAAAAGGUUGAUUAGGCACUGGGUAGCAGAGGGAUUCAUCAGAGAAACAGAACAUAAAACAAUGGAGGAAGUGGCAGAGGGCUAUUUGUAUGAACUUGUCAAUCGUAGCCUGUUACAAGUAGUGGAGAGAAAUGAAAGUGGACGAGUGCAGAGUUGCCGAAUGCAUGAUAUUAUUCGACUUCUUGCUCUGACAAAAGCAAAUGAGGAAGGCUUCUGUAAAGUUUAUGAUGGCAUGGGGAGUUUUUCAGCUGAAAAGACACGUCGCUUAUCGAUUCACAGUGCAAAUAUUAAGCAGUUGACUCAACCAACAGAGCUUACAGUUCGCUCAAUCUAUGUUUUUAGUAAUGAUCUGACUAUCGAUUCACUUAGGCCUUUCUUGAAACAUUUCUACUUGCUAUCAACUCUAGAUCUCCAGGGUGCCCAGAUUGUGGAGCUGCCAGAUGAAGUUUUCAGCUUGUUUAAUCUACGGUUUCUUAGUCUUCGAAAUACUGAGGUUAGGAAUAUCCCCAGCACAGUUGGAAGAUUACAAAAACUUGAAGUCUUGGAUGUUUACAAUGCAAAAUUGUUGGCUUUGCCAGAGAGUGUUUCGAAACUUAGAAAGUUGAGAUAUCUCCAUGCAGCUACCGUUCCAGAGAUAAAUAUCAAAGGAGUUGUGGCCUGGACUGGAAUCCAGGUGCCUAAAAGCAUCAAAUACCUGACAGGCUUGCAAGCCUUGCGGCUUGUUGAGGCGAGCUCAGAGACUUUAUGUCAUCUUGGUGCUUUGACACAGUUGAGAACUUUUGCCAUCACCAAUGUGCAGAGGGAACAAUGUGCUGAUUUAUGUACUGUUAUAAUGAACAUGAACCAUCUUGUUAGCUUAGCAAUUAUGGCUAUAAGUGAGAAGGAAACACUUCAACUGGAAGAACUUUGUUUACCCCCAACUCUUUCAAAGCUUGAAUUAGGAGGGCAAUUGGACAAGAAAGCAAUGCCUCGGAUUGUAUCAUCCUUUUCAGAUCUUGGUAACCUCACCUUAUUGACCUUAGCAUUCUCCAAACUUGAUGAAGACUCAUUUUCAUGCCUCUUGAUGUUGCAUGGUCUACGUGGGCUUUGGGUUGAUAAGGCUUAUGAAGGGAAGAGGCUUCACUUUAAUGCUAUGUCUUUUCCAAAUCUUCGACAGCUUGCAAUAUCAGAUGCACCGCAGCUCAACAGCGUUGUAAUCGAACGAAGCGCACUGCAAAGCCUUGUUCAGCUAACGCUUGUAGAUUGUCCAGAACUGAAGGCCCUCCCUGAUGGCAUUGAGCAUCUUAGAACACUUGAGAAAUUAUAUGUGCGAGGAGCAUCCAAAGAGCUCACAGAGCUAUUUCAGUGGAAUGAAGAAACACAUGAGUCCAAUGAGAAUCUUGAGAAGAUCGGUCAUAUCCGAAGGGUUACUGUUUAUCCAUGAAAAGGAUGGGAAGACUUGGUAUCAUAAACCCAUGUGCUCGCGGACAAGUGGUGGCCUUGUCGCUGAUUGCAUACUGGUCAACUAGUGUAAUAGCUCUAGAGUAAAUAAAGUAGUCGAAUAUAGUUGGGGCUGAAGUGAGUGGAGACUAUCUAUUAGGUAAUAAUUUGUUUCUGUUUCUGGUUCUUGAUGUUGAUGUUUUGACCUUAUUUUUGUGUCACCAAUAUUCAUCAUAUAUUUGUAGUCAUACAGGUAUAAAUUAAACAAUUCAUCAAAAGCGAACUGAGGAAAAGCUGAGCAGUAAAUAAAUUGUAUGUUUUAAAAUUUUAUUUCUGUAUUGACCUAUAAAUAUUUUCUGAUAUUAAGUUUCAGAUUUUUAA
Sorghum bicolor (sorghum) is the source of this 3403-nucleotide messenger RNA. RefSeq names its product disease resistance protein RPM1. Gene Ontology annotation, biological process: defense response to other organism. NCBI's taxonomy places the organism in Eukaryota, Viridiplantae, Streptophyta, Magnoliopsida, Poales, Poaceae. The transcript has 3 exons. The record is from RefSeq and is a predicted model, not a curated record. Gene Ontology annotation, molecular function: ADP binding. Bases 270 to 3026 code for a protein of 918 amino acids.